Messenger RNA from Vigna unguiculata (cowpea), 399 nucleotides. The record is from RefSeq and is a predicted model, not a curated record. Lineage: Eukaryota; Viridiplantae; Streptophyta; Magnoliopsida; Fabales; Fabaceae.
AUGACCGGGGCAGAGGCUGCAGGCUCAGGUAAUCUUGUUAUGGGUCGAUGCAUGAUAGCAGGUGAAUCUUUGUGUGUACUGUUUGAUUCUGGAGUGACACACUCAUUUGUGUCAUUUGCUUGUGUGGAGCGGUUAGGUUUGCCGGUGCGCGAACUGCAGUGUGAACUUGCAGUAUCUACCCCGGCGUCGGGUCUGGUCAGGACGUCGUCCUUGUGUGUUAGCCUUUCAGUAGAGGUAGAGGGACGCAGGUACAGGGUAAAUCUAAUCCGUCUGCCUCUACAGGUGUUGGAGGUGAUCUUAGGAAUGGAUUGGCUCUCUGCUAAUCGCAUUUUGAAAGAUUGUCGAGAGAAGAAGCUGUUUUUUCCCAGCGUAGAGGAGCCUGAGUUGGUGUCUUCUUAG